Molecule: messenger RNA, 3156 nt
Organism: Erigeron canadensis
Lineage: Eukaryota; Viridiplantae; Streptophyta; Magnoliopsida; Asterales; Asteraceae
Exons: 9
Coding region: 1-3156 (1051 amino acids)
Biological process (GO): telomere maintenance; DNA repair
Molecular function (GO): DNA helicase activity
Source: RefSeq, a predicted model, not a curated record
AUGUCUUUACACAGUGUCCCACGCUUCGAUCUAUCAGGAGCUGAAAACGAUGAACCUUUGCAUGCCAGAACCCAAUUCAAACCGAUUUCAGAAGAGUAUUUGGAUUUGGGUGAUCCAGUGUAUUGUUGUAAAGCAUGUAAAGCCCUGUUGUGGCAUGGUGAAGCAACUAUAGGAAAUCCUUACUUAACGAAAAAAGCUUUUUCGCUUUGUUGUGGUCGAGGAAAGGUCCAACUCCCUAAGCUAACGCAUCCUCCCCAGCUGUUGCUUGAUCUGUAUAGUAAAAAAAAUGAAGCUUCUCAAGAAUUUACAGAUAACAUAAGACGGUACUACCAUCUUAUUGGUAGCUUGCUUCCUGAACAAGGGAGGACUCCAAAGUUUUCACAGCUAUACAUUGUUGACACUGAAAAUGAAGAGCAAAAUAGAUGGUAUGCUGCUAGUUUUCCUUCGGACGCAACACCCUCUACCAUUCAAGCUACUCCAUUUUGGAUUGCAAAUCAAAUAAAGGGUAUGUUGGACGUUGUAAAUCCAUUGGUUAAGAAAUUUAGAAUGGUUAGAGAUCGGCUUAAUGUUAAUAUUAGCGAAGAUGUUAAGCUUAACCUGAUUGGAAAUAGAGAAAAAGAUGGCAGGCAGUAUAACUUGCCAACAGCAAGUGAAGUUGCAGCUAUCAUUGUUGGUGAUAUUGAUGGUAGUGGAGAUCCAAGAGAUAUUAUCUUGGAAAGACAGUCUAGUCGUUUGAAGCGUAUAAGCGAGUUGCAUCCAUCUUAUCUUGCUCUCCAAUAUCCAUUGAUUUUCCCAUAUGGCGAAGAUGGUUUUCGAUUGAAGAUACCACAUCGUGCUGUAGUUGAAGGUAGCAACGCGAAACGCACAGACUCGACCAUGCGAGAAUUUUUUGCAUACCGUUUACAACAAAGGACCGAUGAAGUUUCAUUGUUGCUUAUGGCACGCAGAUUGUUACAACAGUUUACGGUUGACUCAUAUACAAUGGUUGAAUCACAACGACUUUACUACGUACGGAAGAACCAAAAAACAUUAAGGGUUGCACCAGAAAGCAAGUUGGCUAAUUCCCGUGAUGGUGGGAACACUAAUGCUGCCCAAACCGGUCAACGUAUCGUAAUACCGUCCUCAUUUACCGGUGGUUCUAGGUAUAUGAUGCAGAAUUAUCUAGAUGCCAUGACCCUUGUGAAAUGGUACGGUUAUCCUGAUCUUUUUCUUACUAUGACAUGCAACCCGAAAUGGCCUGAGAUACUAAGGUUUCUUGAGAAGCAUGGUUUGAAACCUGAAGACAGGCCAGACAUCACAACGCGAAUGUUCAAGUUGAAGCUUGAUUUGUUGAUAACGGAUCUGAUGGACAACGAAAUUAUUGGCAAAGUCGAAGCAAUUGUAUACACCGUUGAAUUCCAGAAGCAUGGUCUACCCCACUGUCAUGUGUGCCUCUUCCUAAAGGAUAAACUACCUAAUCCGCGUGAUAUUGAUCGAAUCAUUCAAGCGGAAAUUCCUAACCAAGAUGAUGACCCCGCACUUUACCAACUUGUGUCUGAAUUCAUGAUGCACGGUCCCUGUGGUGAAGAUAAUCCAUCAUGCCCUUGCAUGAAGCAAAAAAAAUGUACAAAAUAUUUCCCAAGAGACUGGACAGACGAAACGUACAUUGACGAUGACGGAUAUGCCAAAUAUAGAAGACGUAACAAUGGAAAUAGAGUAAAAAGGGGAGGCUGUUGGUUGGAUAAUAGGUCAGUUGUUGGAUACAAUGGUACCCUACUUAGACGGUAUCAAUCGCAUAUAAAUGUUGACUGGUGCGAUCAGGUGGGGUCUAUAAAGUAUCUUUUUAAGUAUGUCAACAAGGGUCCCGAUAGGAUAACUGCUACUAUAUCAGGUCCAACUCAUCAACAAGGCGCUGAUGAACCAAACGCAGUUAACAAGGAUGAAGAAAAAGAGUUCUAUAAUUGUAGGUAUCUUUCUGCAUGUGAAGCAUGUUGGAGACUAUUUGGAUUUGACAUACACUACCGUAGACCUGCCAUUGAACGCUUAUCGUUUCAUGAAGAAGGCGGUCAGCCUAUAGUGUAUGAUGGUGAUGAAGGCAUUGAUGAAGUCCUCACAAAACCAUCCGUUGGAAGGUCACAGUUUUUAGGAUGGUUUGAAUGCAAUAAACGGUAUCCAGAAGCUCGCUCCCUCACAUAUGCUCAGCUUCCUACAAAGUUUGUAUGUUUAUCCCGUCCUGAAUAUGUUUGGGAAGAGACAUGGAAAGAAUUGUCCGACGAUAUUAACCAUAUUCGUCGUCGUGAAACUCGUGUUCCAGAUCUCAAUCUCAGUCCAGAGGCACUUAGAAACCACACACUUGCAAAGAUCGAAGAGUUGUUGCUUUCUCAUGGUACAAGUCUUCGAAACAUUAUUGGCAUGUCGUAUCCAGAUUAUGGAAUCAUCGAGGAUUCAUGCAAUUUGUUGAUUCAGCAAGAGCUUGCUUACGACAAGGAUGCAAUGAGGCAGGUGGUGUUUUUUUCCUAUAUGGCUACGGGGGGAACGGGUAAAACUUUUGUGUGGAAGACAUUGUCUUCUGCUAUUAGAUCAAAAGGGGAGAUUGUAGUAAAUGUUGCUUCAAGCGGGAUUGCUGCCCUUCUUCUUGAUGGCGGUCGAACAGCUCAUUCUAGGUUUGCAAUCCCAAUCAAUCUAAAUGAGGAUUCUUUUUGUUCUAUAACUCCAGACAGUGAUCUAGCUGCAUUGUUAAGAAAAGCACGUUUGAUAAUUUGGGAUGAAGCUCCCAUGAUGCAUAGGCAUUGCUUUGAAGCAUUAGAUAGAACAUUGCGUGAUAUAAAUUCAUUGACCUCCUCCCACUUGGCUAACAAACCAUUCGGUGGCAAGGUCAUACUUUUUGGUGGUGAUUUUCGACAGGUGCUUCCAGUAAUUCAGAAAGGAACACGUUCAGAGAUUGUUAAUGCUUCACUCAACUCGUCAUAUAUAUGGCGUCAUUGCACCGUGCUUCGAUUAACUGUUAAUAUGCGUUUGCAGUUUGGAUGUCCCCAACAUUCUUUAGACGAAGUGAAACAAUUUGCUGACUGGAUUCUUAAGAUUGGUGAAGGAAAAAUCGGAGAACUGAAUGAUGGUGGUGAGGGGGACGUUCAAUUUCCGGACGAAAGACAAAGCUAUUUUGGUUCCAACCAAUGA